AUGUCCAGCAACAAUGCGCCCUCGAGCGCGCAACCCCACUCCGCCAUCACCGCAGAAGAGAACGACGCAACAGAGUCGCCCAACCGCCCUCAACCCGCCAUAAACACAGCAUCCCAGAAACGGCCCAAUGCAUUCACAGAACUCAUGUCGCAUGCGAAGAAACCCAAGUCCACAUCUCGACCCCCAGACACUCCCAAGAAAGCCGCCGUCUCCAAACCAUGGGACCCCCGCAACGGCCUGGGCCUGUACAUUGAGAACGCCGCCGCGAAUCCCGAAGGCCGAGUCUUGGAGUACGACGAAGAUUUCGUCGUGAUAACCGACAAGUACCCCAAAGCAAGCGUACAUCUACUGCUUCUACCGCGGAAACAAACGUACUACUCGCAGCACCCGCUGCACGUCCUGUCGACGGAUACUGCUUUCCUAGCUACCGUGCGAGCGCGGGUAGCCCGACUCGUGGAUCUCGCAGCGGACGAACUGCGCCGGCUAUACGGCGAGCAUAGUGUUUCGGAUGCGCCGUAUAACGCUGCGCUGGAGCCACUCAUGUCGGGACCAGAUCCUCCGCUGUCAGCUGAGCAACGCGCUGCACUGCUACCGGCAGGUCGUGACUGGAAAAAAGAUAUCGUUGCGGGCGUGCAUACGCAUCCUUCCAUGAACCACAUGCACGUGCACAUCUUCAGCCGGGACAUGUACUCUGCGUGCAUGAAGCGCAAGAAGCAUUACCUUAGUUUCAACUCGAGUUUCCUGGUGCGUUUGGACGAGUUUCCCCUCGAGCCCGGAAGCGCGAGGUUUCACCCGGGCGCGUGGCCCAGCUGGGACAUGAAGUGUUGGCGGUGCGGACAGAACUUCAAGAACCAGUUUGCGGCGCUGAAGCUGCACUUGGAAGACGAGUUUGAGCAAUGGAAGAAGGAGUGA
Exserohilum turcica Et28A is the source of this 912-nucleotide messenger RNA. RefSeq lists its product as uncharacterized. The coding region runs from base 1 to 912 and encodes 303 amino acids. The transcript has 3 exons. Gene Ontology annotation, cellular component: nucleus. Lineage: Eukaryota; Fungi; Ascomycota; Dothideomycetes; Pleosporales; Pleosporaceae. Gene Ontology annotation, biological process: double-strand break repair; single strand break repair. The record is from RefSeq and is a predicted model, not a curated record. Gene Ontology annotation, molecular function: single-stranded DNA binding; single-strand break-containing DNA binding; mismatched DNA binding.